GACGCUGAGUCGUCAAAUCGGAGAAGAAAACGCCAUGCAUCACCAAAAACAAAAAUUGAAGAAAACGAUUCCGAUUUUUUUCUUCUUCUCUCCUCAUUUCAAUUCCCAUUUUCUGUGGGCUUCGUGAUCGGGAUUUGUUUAUUUUCGGUCGAACCCAGAUACCGAGAUUGGAUUUCUUUUAAUCGCAUUGUGUUUGUUCUUCUGUCUCGAUUGGAAUAAUGCUUUUGUGACGUUUCCACUUCGAGGACAAGUUCAGAUGGCUCAACUAGAUUGUGGAUUUCAGUUUUGAAACUAGGCCGAUUGUUUUAAUUGCAGCAUAUAUGAAACUUGUGGCUCCAGCGGAUAAAAAAAGUGUAGACGUAUGUAUGUAUUGCACACACACGCUAAGUGGCUGUUCUCUGAAGAUAGGGAUAAUUAUUAUGAAGGAUUGAGUCUACUAGUUCAGAGAAGAUGGAGAUGAAUAAAAAAGGUUCCCACUCAAAAGAGAAACCGACUGUGGGCCGUUCUUCAUCUUCUAGUGAAGUGAAAAAGCCUGCCGAAAAAGACUUGAGCUCCUCCACAUUUGUUAAUCAGGCUGCAAUUUGUUGGCACGAGAGUAGAAAGAAGUGGGUCGAUAAAAAUUCUCAACAACAACAAAGAAUGGAAAGGGAAUCGAUGAUAAGCUGGUCAACAGCAUAUGAAGAUCUGCUCUCCACUAACGAGCCCUUCAGUGAGCCAAUACCUCUUCCUGAGAUGGUAGAUUUCUUGGUUGAUAUUUGGCAUGAUGAAGGGCUUUUCGAUUAGAUAACUCGACACAAAAAAUAUUUAGCUGUAGACAGGAUCUGAGACCGUGAUACCAAGUUUCGUGAUGUGUUCAUACUCGACGAACUGCUACUGGUUCUUCCAUUUACUAAUUCUAUGAAGAUUAUAUAAUCUUACAUUGUUGUGAUCUUUGUUCAAACUAACAACUAAUUCAACAUUGUAUCAUUGACCUUCUUGUGGUGGGAGUAACAUCCUGAUAUUUAUGCAGCAGUUCAGGGUCAUGGAAACUUAUUUGGAGAAUUAUUUUUAAAAAUAAUUUCAUGUUUUUCUUUUCUUUUCUUUCUCAGAGUUGCUAUUAAUAACUCUGAUGAAGUUUUUGUUUUUGUUCUUAAAAUUUCAAUGUAUUAGUCUAUGUGUUAUAUGGCUAAUGGUAUUGUGUAUUCCAGAUUGAAGCAUCUCAUAUUAACAAAUCUAUGUUAUGGUGCAAAUUAAUUUGUGGUUUAA
Molecule: messenger RNA, 1245 nt
Organism: Cucumis melo (muskmelon)
Lineage: Eukaryota; Viridiplantae; Streptophyta; Magnoliopsida; Cucurbitales; Cucurbitaceae
Exons: 7
Coding region: 451-783 (110 amino acids)
Source: RefSeq, a predicted model, not a curated record